Molecule: messenger RNA, 3952 nt
Organism: Carya illinoinensis
Lineage: Eukaryota; Viridiplantae; Streptophyta; Magnoliopsida; Fagales; Juglandaceae
Product: golgin subfamily A member 6-like protein 22
Exons: 2
Coding region: 3322-3867 (181 amino acids)
Source: RefSeq, a predicted model, not a curated record
CACUACUGAAUCUUAGUUGUCAUUCAUAUCUAUAGAUAACUUGUGUAAAUUUGAUAGUGAUUAGAGCAUCCCCAUCUCGUUCUGCAUCUCACCCCUAUUCUUAUAAUUUGGGAAAAAAUUAUGCAGUUUGGCUCAAAAACCCUCUCCAUCUCGUUCCCCAAAAUGGGGAUGAAAAUUAGGGGUGCUACAGGAGGUCCCCAUAUUUGAGGACUCACUGUACAUCCGCAUCGCUCUCUCGCCCCAACGGUUGCCCCUUCCAGCCCGCGUCUUCUUCUCCCCCCUCCCCCCCUCCCUCGCAACGCAGCACGGCCGGAUUCUGCCCUCCUCGACUGUAAGUGCUAUUUUAUUCUCUGAUUUGGUUUUGUUUUUCUUCUGGGUUUCCCUGUUUUGUCCGAAUCGCUUUUUGUUGGAGGAACCAAGGAGUAUCUGGAAGAUUGACUGUAUAUUAAUUGGAAUGAAAUUAUGGUAUUUUUCCCCGUGGGAUGCUGUAUAAAUUUGUUUUUGAUUGACUAUAUAUUGUUUGAAAUGAAAAUUAAGCAGUACCCAUGUAUUGCUUCUAUUGUCGGUGCUGAUUUUAGUUUUGGAGCUCUCUCUUUUUUUGGUUUUCGAUUCGGUUGAGAAAGUUAAACUCAAUCCAGAUUUGGGUUUGUUUUCUUCUUCUGUUACAUCAUGUGCUGAAACAUUUGUGAUCGAGGGGUGCUGCCAUUUCGUUGAUUUGGGGUCUAUUGAUAAUUUUGGAUUCUGGGCUUUCUUUUUAGAAAAGUUUUCGAGGGAUGAAUACAAGUACAGGUGCAUUUUAAUCGCAAUUAACUAGGAACCUAAUAUUUCCCUUUUGUGAUUUUCAUUUAUUGUAAGUUCAAAUUUUGGAUUCUUGUCUGCGAUUGUAUUUUUUCCAUCCUGGGUAUCAUAAGCUUGUUGAAGGGAAAAGUAACCUACUUCACUUUCUGGUGUUUUAUGUGUAAAUUGGAUGGGACUCAGUUUGUGUUUGAGAGAUCUGUUCUGUUGUUUGUUCCGAAUUUCAUCUUUGUCUCAUCUAUAUGCCAUCAUAACCAUAGGAGAAUCAUUAAGAUCUGACCCUUUCUGGCUUUGUCCUGCUUUGUGGCUUUGUCCUGCUUUGUGGCUUUGUCAAUUUUUGAGUAAUCCUGUUUCAUUGAUUUAUUUUCCUGGUUUUUCCUGGGUUAUGAAUUGCUUCCCUUCUUUCUUUGCUUGUAUGCAUUGUGAUAUGGACAUGGGAGAGCACCAUUCUGCGAUAUUUCCAUGGAAUAUUAAGGAGUAAUUAUUUGUGAAUGCUACCAUAUCUCUCUUUUUUUUGCUAUGGAUGCUCGAGAGGCUGACGCUUUCCAUUCAAAGUCUCAAAUAUCCUAGUUUGCUUGUAUACAUUUGGUUUAUUACUUUUUUCCUUAUUGCUUUGAAUUGAAUUGGUUGUUUCAUUGCAUGUUUAAAUUGAUAUGAAAAUUCUGCUCUUAUAGAUGGGGAUCCCACGACAAAUUCUGCUCUUACUUUUUAAAACCUCUUCUAUUAUAGUUGAUGUCAUUGAUGACCAUAUAAUUGUUGAAUAUCAUGGUGAUGUUUGAAGUUUUUCUAUACAGUUACCUUGUUUGAACACAGAUCUAUAUAUAACAUCUAUCUAUAUAUAAUAUCUUUUUCUUUAUGGUAUGGCCUGACCUAUUGCGUAUGACAGGCAAGCUUUGUAGCUUGUUCUGUUAGAGCUAUGGUAUUUUUUUUUUUGUUAAAGGUAGGAUUGUUUGGGAAGAACACAAGGUAUUGUUUUUUAUUAACUAGUGGUUGAAAAACACUGGUCUUCGUGUUUUUUAUUUUGUGAAUAUGAGUGGAUAGACCUUCUUACCGUGGCUGUACUGGCCAGAUACCAUUUUAUAUCUUUGUGGAUGAAUAUAUUUGAGUUCAUCUAUAUUAACAAAUAUUUGAGUUCAUCUAUAUUAACAAAUAUUUGAGUUCUCUUUUUUCCUCAAAGAUUAACAAAUAGUUCUGUCUAAAAUUUCCUUUUUUUAGUAGUUGUUAUUAGGGUUUUUAUUUUAUUUUUAUAUGUCUUUUUUUUUUUUUUUGUUUUUAUCUCUUUCAUGUGGGACACAGACUAUGAAUUUCCAUUUUUUUGUUGGUUAUUGAGUAAUUUCUUCAUUGUUGUUUGGUCAUUUGCAGUGUUUCGUGUCAUUCAGGGGAGGGGGGAUCUAAUUAGGCUGUGAUGAUGGGGUUAAUUCAGAAGUGUAAUUGGGGCCCCAUCGAUAUGGCGGGGUAAUUUUCACCCGAAUCGCCAUAUUGCAGUUUGUGGUACAUAUCACAAAAGGCAAUCGGGGUUCGGGUAAGAUUUUGCAGCCAUUCGAUAUUGGGCUUAUUGCUUACACAUGAUGUCAAUAUUUACACCAUUCUGAGCCUUUAUAAUUAUUUAUAUAUUCGAUAUAUUAUUAAACCGGAUGGGGAUGCUCGUAUUUUUGGUUAUUUUGUUUUGCAUGUUGUUUGGUAUCUUGAUUUAAUUUGGUUUAAUUAUGUGUAAACUAAACCAUAAGGCUGUGAUGAUGACAAUCGUUUGUGGGGAUCAUGUGAAAUAAAUGGUCAUUUCCCUAAUGGCUAGGUAAUCAGGACGACCAAUAAGUAUUGGCAACCGGUUGUAGCAGCCAUCAGUCGGUGGCCAACUUUCCAAGAUCAUACCAAACGGUUUAUGAGCCAUCCACCCGGACUAACAUCCCAAACUUUACAAGUUUCAUUUCUAACAUUUUCAAUGCGUUUUUAGCGAUGGAUUCAUAAGACUCUGGACAUAUGUUCUUCACAAAUCUCUUAAGUCAAGAUCCUCAACUAGACCCCACUUAUGGUGGGCAAAGUGGAUCAUCUCCAAUGACCCUUGGUGACUCUUCACCCCUACCCCCUAAUGAGCCUAUCGGCAAUAGGAAAUCAGUGAGGGGUGCAAAUUUCAACCUCGAAGAAGACAAGUUACUUGUCUCGGCAUGGCUAAAUUGUAGCCUUGAUGCUGUUCAGGGAACAGAUAAAAAACACUCCCAACUUUGGGAGAAAAUUUAUGAGUACUUCCAGCAAUUUAAGGAAACCACAAAUGACCGGACAAUAAAGUCUUUAAUUCAUCGGUGGUCGGUUAUCCAAAAGGCCACAAACAAAUUUUGUGCGAAACUAGCCCAAGUUGAAGGGUUAAAUCAAAGUGGCAUGACCGAACAAGAUAAGUUUGAGAAGGCGAAGCUAAUGUACCAAUCACUCGAGAAAUGCUCAUUUCAGUUCGAGCAUUGUUGGCACCUGUUGAAGGACCAACCUAAGUAGAUUUGGCGCGCCACAAAGGAGGAUCCAAAGCGGAGGAAGACGAUGUCCCCAUCCCCGACCCCAACUCGAUGUUCUGACGCUAUAGUUGAUUCAGUUUUUGAUAUCGACUCGGAUCAAAUGCAUGCUCAUGAAGUUAUCGAGCCCGACCGACCAAUUGGAAGGAAAGCUGAGAAAGGAAAACGAAAGGCCCAAGGCAGGCAAGCAGAGGAGAAUUUCCAACUCAGGAAGAUGAAAUAUACUCUUUUGGAGGAGUCACGCGCUCAGGAGAAAGAGUUUUAUCGCCUUAAAGCCGAGAAGAUGGAGUAUGACAAGGAGAUAGAGGCCAGAAAAUUACAACUUGAGGAUGAAAGACUGAGGUUGGAGGCCGAGAAGAUGUCGCUUGAUCGAGAAAAAGAGCUCAGUAAAAUCCGGCAAGAGGACGAACGGCUGUGGUUGGAGGCUGAGAAAGUGGAGAUCGCGAAGAAGGAAUCAGAUCAGCGCAUCAUGAUGAUGGAUGUGAGUGUCAUGCCAGAAAUGCAGCGGCUUUAUUUCCAGCAACUCCAGAGGGAAAUCAUGGUGAGACGCAUUAGAGAUGCCAAUUUGGAUUGAUUAUUUAUGAUCAUGUUAUUUAUUUUAUGUUUGGGACAAUUAUGUUUGGGACAAUUAUUUUAUGAAGCGGGUCUUGAUUAUUUUU